This is a messenger RNA of Vespa mandarinia (Asian giant hornet), 1430 nucleotides long. It is a transcript of the gene Ciao1, whose product is annotated as cytosolic iron-sulfur assembly component 1. Lineage: Eukaryota; Metazoa; Arthropoda; Insecta; Hymenoptera; Vespidae. Gene Ontology annotation, molecular function: protein binding. The record is from RefSeq and is a predicted model, not a curated record. Gene Ontology annotation, biological process: iron-sulfur cluster assembly. Gene Ontology annotation, cellular component: cytosolic [4Fe-4S] assembly targeting complex; mitochondrion; cytoplasm.
GAGACAUUAGGUUAUCACCUAUAGAAAUGUAUAACAUUGAUACGAAGGACGCAAUAGUUGUUUAUCUAUCGCGCUUUUAGUUCAUAUUUUGUCCGUACCUGUCGCUAAAGUCAUAUACGCUGCGAUCGAAAGGCGAGUGAUUUGAAUAUGAGCUUUGAUUCUCAUUCGAUGUUUUUAAAAUAAUCAAUAUUUCAAUGCUCAAAGUUCUCUUAUGGACGUGUGAACAUUAUAUAAAUGCAGGAAAAUGUGCACUUUUUGUGAUAAAUGAUUUAAUAGAUUUUGUGAUCAACAUUGUUUCAAGAUUACUACUAAAAAAAAAGUAAAUAACAAUGGGAAGCUUAGAAUUAAAGCAAAAUUUAAGUGGACAUCGUGGAAGAGUUUGGAGCAUUUGUUGGCAUCCAAAAGGCACGUGUCUUGCAUCAUGUGGGGAAGAUAAGACCAUUAGAAUAUGGCAAGCAACAAAUUCGAAUUGGAUUACAACUAUGAUUUUAACUGAGGGUCAUACAAGGACCAUUAGAGAAGUUGCUUGGUCUCCUUGUGGUAGUUAUAUUGCUUCUGCUAGUUUUGAUGCUACAACAGCAAUAUGGGAUAGAAGAUCUGGAGAAUUUGAAUGCAAUGCGACAUUGGAAGGACAUGAAAAUGAAGUUAAAAGUGUUAGUUGGUCUUCUAGUGGACAUUUACUUGCAACAUGUAGUCGUGACAAGUCCGUCUGGAUAUGGGAAGCAAAAGAUGAUGAAUAUGAGUGUGCUUCAGUCAUUAAUGCACAUACUCAAGAUGUUAAAAAGGUAAGAUGGCAUCCUAAUGAAGACGUUCUUGCAUCCGCUAGCUAUGAUAACACAGUUAAAAUAUACAAAGAAGACAUGAUCGACAGUGACUGGACAUGUAUACACACAUUAACUUCUCAUACAUCUACAGUUUGGAGUCUUUCCUUUGAUAAAACUGGUGAACGUAUGGUUACGGUCAGUGAUGAUAAAACUGUAAAAAUAUGGCAAGAAUACAAAUCUGGAAAUACAAUAGGAAUUUCUACCGCAAAUAAUGAUUCUGUUUGGAAAUGUGUUUGCACUUUGUCCGGAUAUCAUACAAGAACAAUUUAUGAUGUGGAUUGGUGCAAGAUAACUGGAUUGAUUGUAACUGCAUGCGGGGAUGAUAUUAUCAGAAUAUUCAAAGAAGAAAGUGAUUCUGAUAUACAUGAACCAACUUUUUCUAUGAUUUGUUCAAUGAAUAAUGCACACACACAGGAUGUAAAUUCUACUCAAUGGAAUCCUGCUAUUGCUGGUCAAAUUGCAUCAGCUAGCGAUGAUGGCCUAGUUAAAAUAUGGUUUUAUAAUGAAUGAAAUGUGUAUUGUAUCAAUAUAUAAUUAGUAAUAUAAAAUUUGUUAUUACCUAUGUAAUUUAUAUUUUUAAAUAUAAUUGUUUACUAUUAAUGUAAA